Molecule: messenger RNA, 6355 nt
Organism: Monomorium pharaonis (pharaoh ant)
Lineage: Eukaryota; Metazoa; Arthropoda; Insecta; Hymenoptera; Formicidae
Exons: 6
Coding region: 1249-3306 (685 amino acids)
Biological process (GO): gliogenesis; regulation of transcription by RNA polymerase II
Cellular component (GO): nucleus
Molecular function (GO): DNA-binding transcription activator activity, RNA polymerase II-specific; RNA polymerase II cis-regulatory region sequence-specific DNA binding
Source: RefSeq, a predicted model, not a curated record
CGCGAGGGACACCCUCUCGCCAGCUGAUUACGAACUCGGGGCAUCGCGCCGCCCGAUUAGUCAAUUAGCACUCGAUUCUUUUACGAUCAACGGUAUCGUAAUGUAAUUUCUAAAUAUUCAAUAAUUUCCCAACAGAAUAUUAAAAUAGCCAGCUGACGUACUACCAAGUGUUCAAUAAUUUCAGUGUAAUUAACAACUUCAAUGUCUAACAGUAAUUUUGAAUCACUAAUAGACUUGAUUGCCACUAUUUUAUUCGUCGUGUCUGUAACUCUUACAUAAAUAAUUAAUUAAGACAGAAAAUACACAAGAAAUGAAAACAACUUCUGUUAAAACUUAUUCAUUUUCUCCAAAAUCUAUUAUCGAUGUUUGAAAUUGUCAUUACUUCUUUUGUUUCAGAGGAACAACAAAAAUGAUACGAAAACAAGCCUCCGAAACGACGAUCUGUAUCUUUUUUCCAUGCGAAUCUCGAGCGUAGCGAAACGGAUCGUCGGCGAAGCCUCGGACUACGAAGUUCGGGAGAAAUCCCGUUGCCACAGGGAGGAACCGCCGGUGAUCGAUUCCUCCGUGGGUCGAGAGGGGUUGCUAUCGUCGAUUAAGCACCCUCAAAAGGAACGCGACCGGCGAUUGGUUAGCCGCUGCCACUCCCAUAGGCGGUGCCUGCCGACAUAUGGUGGCAACCACCGGUAUAACUUGCACUUCUAUCGGGCACAACGUGCCCGGAGUCCAGCUAGGGUUCCACCGUGGUAGAGCUGCCUCAGUUCACGCAGCGACGUCGUACCGCACGCAUCGAACGUCACGCACCUGUUCGCCACUACGAACCGAACAAAACUCAUCGCAGAACGCUCGCGAGAAUCUUUAGUAACUAAUUCAUUUCUCGCCAACAAAGAAAGAAAGAGAGAAAGAGAGAGAGGGAGAGCACUGUUAAAAAUCGGAACGGCCUGAGAAAGUGCAAUAUGAAUCUGCGAGCAUUCGCAAAUCUGUCAAAUGUCAAAAUAAUAGAACCUAAGAAAACUGAUUUUCCAUGAUACCAUCGCGACGACGAUCGAGAUGUUCGGAGAUUUCGAUUCUCGGAGAUAUCAGAAGACUGUCCCUGAGUGAAGUGCGGUCGCCUCGUGUACCAUCGGUUAUCCGAAGUGGCGCGGUUUCCCGCAGUUGUGACAAAUCGUCAUCGAGAGGACACGAAUAGUGAUCAUCUGUCGUGGCUGAUCGACAAAGCACCGAGACAUUAAUCACGAAACAGCGUCGACUAUGGUAGUUCUGAGUCGCGUGGGGUCGCCGACGAUGUCAGCGACUGUCGCCGGCAACCAGCAGCAACAUCAUCCUCAUCAGGAGUGGGACAUAAACGAUUCGAACGUGCCGAGGGUAGUGGAAUACGAUCCCUGGUGCGAAUGGGCGGACGGGCACGUGAGGCGAGUCUACGGGCCGGACUGCGAGGAGGCGAGGAGGCAUGCCUCCGGCUGGGCGAUGAGGAACACGAACAAUCACAACGUGAGCAUUUUGAAGAAGAGUUGCCUGGGCGUUCUGGUGUGCUCGCAGGAGUGCAUACUGCCCGGCGGCGGUAGGGUUCACCUCCGACCGGCGAUCUGCGAUAAGGCGAGGAAGAAGCAACAGGGCAAACCGUGCCCCAACCGGCAGUGCACCGGCCGCCUGGAGAUACUGUCGUGCCGCGGCCACUGCGGUUAUCCCGUGACGCACUUUUGGCGGCACACGGAGCACGCUAUCUUCUUCCAGGCCAAGGGCCAGCACGAUCAUCCGCGACCGGAAGCGAAAUCCACAUCGGAGGCACGAAGAAGCGUGGGCGCCGGUAGGAGGGUUAGAGGGCUGGCGGUACUUCUGGCGAGAGAGGCUGCCCUAGGCUCCAAGUUAAUGUCACUGAGAGGAACCAAAAGAUCAACCACGGACACACUUGAACAACCGUCGAGAACGACGCAGCCACCGCCACUGAUAUCUGAUAAAGGUUACUCAUGCUCGUGCCCGCCCUUCGAGUGCAUGUGCUCGCUGCAAACGAACGUAUCGUCGUAUCCACAGUCUCAUCAUCAUCAAACAACGAUAUAUCCCCAACAGCUGCCACCCACCGACGGGCCUUACUGGCUGCAGGACGUUCCAUCGCAGGAGAAUCCUGUUGGUUACUGUUUACCAAACCAGACUCCGCAGGAAGCAUCCUACGGCGAUUUUCCACCUUUCACAGGUGAUCUCUUCCAACCGGAGGAGAUCUUUCAACUGGACCAACCCUUGAGGCCGGAUUUCACGACGAAUCCCCAAGACGUGGCUCGCUCGCCACCAACUUUACUCGAUCUCGGCAGCGGCACCAUUAAGUACGAGAUGAAACAGCAGAAUCAAGAUCAGGGUUACUGGAACCAGUUUCUUAGCGAAGACUCUAGCAGCAGCCAUCUGAGUCUGCCUCAGGACGAGAGGCUCCAUUUCGUCAACUUUGAACCCGAGAAGGUCACUAAUGGCUUCCCUUCCAGAAGGGCGAUGCACCAUUAUGUUCAAGAGAAGAAUCAGAAUCAACCUGCAAAUGACGUUCUGAGUUACCAGAAUUAUCCUCGAUCGCAGAGUCAGAAAGGCUUUAUCGAGGGAAACACGAAGGGUGAACACGAACAAUCUUAUUGGCCCCAGAAUCAACAAGACAACAGAUUACACUUGGAAAGUUUUGAAGUCAAGGAGGAGGAUCUUUUAUCUUCGCGUAGAGAAGUCGAGUGUUACAAGAACAGUUGUCAAUCGCCGAUGAUGAACAGAACGGAGUACAGUCUCUACCAGAGGCCGAAGAGCGAUGAACUACAAGAACAGACGGUGCGACGCAAUUGCAGUCCCGAGGGUAACAAACCAUAUCCUUUUGACGGCUACCACCAAAUGUUUGAGCACGGUGACGCUAAGAAUCAGCCGCACAAUCGCGUCGUUCAUCAAAAUUCGGUGACUCGGACAAACCUGGACGAGAGACUUCAGAACUGUUACGCAAGUCAGGAGACACCGGAAACUGCGGAGAGACUGUUCCACAACGCUUCCGGCGUGACAGAGACGUCAGUUCAAUCCCGGAACAGUCCCGAGUCCUUCUUCUAUCCCGGCAAUGAACGUUGCCCUUAUACCUGUGAGAUCCUCGAGCGGGUGCCGCAGAUGAUGAGCGCUGGACCGGCACACGGGACCGUCAAUAACUACGGCGAUUCAGCCACUGCCGACCUGGAUCUGCCGCCCUUUGUAGAUUACACACUAGUCGGAAUGCUGUGCAGCUCCACGGACGAGGAGACGUCGAGCCUACUGCCAGGCUGUCCUCAGGACUCGCACAACAACUACAUUCCUCAUCAUUAAAGAACGUUUUCGUCGCCGCUCUACUCAUUUGUAUUAUAUAAAUAAAUAUAAGAUAGUGUUGCACCUUCUCUCCAAACCGAUAUAGACCCACUCAUUUACUUGUAAUUAAUUUAUUGAGUUGAUGCAAAAGGUUGGUCGUUUUCUCAUCGAGAUUUGGAUAUUGAUGCUUUGUAUUGAAUCAGAAACUCAAAGAUUUUUUGAAAAAAGGAUUGGGAAGAAAGGAACACGUUGAAACCAGUUUAAUACAGAAGUAUUUCUGUAUUUUCGUCGGUUUUCUUCGGUUAGACGUGAUACAAGUUUAGAUCGUAGUGGGAGGGAUCAAGAAGCAGAGCCGAGUGUAGCUUGGAAAAAGGUCACAAGAUUUAUUUGCAACUGAUUUAUUCGUAACAGAUACUCUCACGAUCACAAUUGUUAUGUAUGUAUGCAAUAUUACUAUUAUUAUUAUUAUAUUAUGCCUAUGCAUUACACUUUCUCGGUUACACAUGCGCGAUAUCUUCCUUACUUAUUAUCUCUUACAAGAGAGUUUUCACGAAAGUGUUCGCGCGUGGUGAAUGUAACAGGACACACGGAACGGAUGCGAGACACGUCCGCGCGAUCGCAGGCUGGCCAGGACGAGAGUCCUACAAAGUGAUGCAGCGUCAGAAAAGAAGGAUGCUACCGAGGGGAAAGAGAGAUGGAAAGGAAAGUCACGCCGAUGGGAUUUCAAUGGAUUCCCUUCGGCAUUGAGAGCGACAGAGACAGGAAAUGUUACUCUCACAUUUGAAAUCAUAUAAAUUGCACCAUGCGCACAAUUUCGGGAUUAAUACAUAUAAUCCUUAAACUCAAUCAAAAUGAUUGUAUCGUUGCCUCGAUCGGCGGUCGAUCUUGCACCGUUGUUUUUAAUUCUUUUGACAAUUCUUCUCUUUACAAAAGAAAAAGUACUUUCACUGAGUGCAACGUACACACAUUUUUUAUUCUUAUAUUUACAAUUUAAUCUAAUUCAAUGCGAAAUUAUACUAAUUAUUUGAAAAUCAAGAAAAUUAAAGGAUUCCGCAUAUCAAUCUCGAGUCAUUCAUCUUUAUAAUUUACUGCCCAAUCAAUCGUUUAAUUGUCUAAUUGUACAUUAUGGUCUAACUUUAUUUCCAAAACAUCUAAUUUACAAAUUUACGAAACCUUAGUGAAAUACAAAUCGAAACUAUCGCUACAUUUUUAGGCACAUAAGAAAAGUAAACUCUCGCAAAAGUUAUAAUUAUUAUAAUCCUAAACGCCUCUUACGUAUUCCUUUUAAAAAUUCGAUUAAUAACUGAGCGAAGCUCAGACACAAUUGCGCACAGAUCCUCAUCGAGAAAAAUAUUUGAAGCAACAACAUAGUUCGUUAGAGUAUCUUUUAAAGACGAGAAAUGAAGUUAGAUUAGGAGACUUUGAAGUACUGCCACGCUUUCUGUGCCACAUGGUGCGAAAAAUUAUUUCGAAGAUGCGCAAACAUACAGAGCUUCGAGUUUUUCAGCGGAAACAUAAGCAGCAACGUCGAAGGACCGCUUUUCGACUUCGUAGUUUAAUGUUUCCUUGCCAAUCCUCGAACUACAUAUUCGGUGUAAAUCGCAUGCGGACACAUCUAUCUACACAUGUUUAUAGCAAUAGACUACUUUUCGUUCAGAGAGUUCUGAGUACCCUUUCGAAGAAUCCCUCUUUCCCAUCCUUUUUAAAUCUUUAUUUAAAUUAAUUUGAAAGUCACACACAAUCUUAGAUGAUGAUAAUGACUUAGAAUUUUUGUAGGAGGAGAGGGGGGACAGGAUUGCAGAUUGCAUUUCUACAAGCGCAUCUCCUUCUCUUUUUCUUUUCUGCAAGGAUCGACAAAAUGUUACCUAUUUCUAAGUGUAUAACAAUAAAAUCAGAAUCACUCGCGUAUUUUUAAUAGCCACGUCGCGUUGGUGUUGCAAAUUUAUAAAUAUAUCUAAAAAAGAGAGCGAUCGUACAAGUGUGAGAUUAAGUGAUUUAUCGAAAAAUAUUCAGUUCGAAGCAAUGCAUUAUUUAGUCUCGCGUGCCUGGAGGAUUUCGGUGCAUCGAGCUUCCCUGGCGCUAUCGAACCUACGAAAAAGUUUGGUCUAGUAGGAACCGUAGGUGCACAUGAACGUGGAAACCGCAUACGGAGAUCGAAUCUGCGAUUCGAAUCGAAUGACCUUUUCAUCGUUAUGAACGGCAAUAAAACGCGUUGCUAUCAGCAUUUCUUUACAAAACGGUUGCGUUAGUUCGAUGUAUGCAAGUCUCUUCUCUCCGUAUGCUUUUCCGUGAGACGAAUAAUGACGACAAUGUCGGGGGACAAGGAGCAAUGUUUCUGAGAGAGGAGGGAAGCUUAAUGUCUCUCCGGCCGUCCUCGGAGAAUCCGUGUUAAGGUUCUCUAUCGUCUUGCGCGCGAGUGUGUUUGCGGUGUAUACGUGCAUUUUCAAAUCGAGAAGACAAAAAUUAGUAAUUACAAGUUACAACUUCUUCGCGGUACGCCAAAGGCGAAUGUGUCGUUUCCUCGAGUUCCGAGGCAGCUUAAUAUCCUACCGAACGAUUUAUCUUACGUAUCAGCAUAUUUUGCAAACCGCCUUUUAUCAGGCGCUCCGUGUUUGCACCAAUUUUUCGAAACAGUUCGCGCACAAACAACGAUCGCUCGUCGAUGAUUGAGGACUUGUUUUACUUUUUUUUUCUUUUCACAAUUUUUUUCUUUUACAAAAGGAAUAGAAAUUCCAGUCAUACUUGUGAUUGCGUCCUCGAUCGAGGGAGGAACGGAUCGUCGCUUGAUGCUGCGAGGAAUUAAGUUUAAUUAAUUAAGUAGAAGUGACUAAGUAGAAGUGAAGCUAACAAUCACAGCUAUUGUACUGUACUACGAGUGUUUACGUAUCGUGGAAAACGAUAGUGGUAAAUGUUUAAUGAUAUAAGCUAAUGCAACUGAUGGAGUUUACGAAUAGUCCAUCGCGAGAAACUCUUUUUUUGUGUGGCGAUGAGCAUACUCGCGUGGAUACUAGUCAAAUGAUAGAAAAAGAUAUAUACGUACACAUACACACACAUUCAUAUACAUAAAUAU